AUGAUUUCGUUACUUUUCGUUUUCUCAUUAUCAUCUAUAGAAGGACCAAUUCCUGGAUGCGAAGAAACUUUUCAAGGACUUGAAGAAGGGGGAUAUUCUAUAACCAGAACAAUCGAACCAGGCCAGUUCUUAUGUUUCAUGGGAUCUGUUUUAAUAAAAGCCGAUAAAAAUUUUGUAGCUACUUAUGCAUUUAAGUCUAAUUCUGAUGGCACAACUUCAGAGAUAAAGACAGCAGAAAAUCCGUUUCUUAUUGGCUCACUUACUUCUAAAGCAUUUAUUAAAUUUGCAGCCAAAGAUUCGAGUGAAAAGUUGGUAAUAUCACUAACUUGUGUUAAACCAUCUGACCAAACAAAUACGCAGUUCUUUGGAGGAGUUUUUACUACAAUGAAAUCUUUCAAAAAGUCAAUUUCGAUUUCUUACCAACGAAUUCUAGCAAUAGUAGCAAUUAAUGAAAUACCAUUAAGUAUAACAGCGCCAGUAAGUCAAAGUCUUACCAAAACAUUAACGGUUAAUGGUCAUUCGACUACAACAGAAAAAAGUGGUAACGCGAUUUAUUUGAGUUUAACUCCCAACUAUAAAGACCAAUCUUUUUAUAGCAAAUCAGAAAAAGUAACUAUUGAAUGUUCCCCAGAUCCUAAUGCCGAAAAAGAUGAACAAUACGUUAAUCAUUUCGGUGAAGAUAUUUUCUAUAUUCUCCCACCAGAAGGUGCCCACAGCCGUGAUCAAGUUGUUCAAUAUACACAAACUCAUAUGAAUAUCUUUGAUGGUGAAGGAACAACUCCAGGUGGCAAUCCAACUCCUGGUGGCAAUCCAACACCAAGUUGCAAAGAAACAUAUGGAGAUACAGAAUAUCCGAUAAGCAAAAUCCUUGAUAUUAAAGCAGGUGAAACAUAUUGCACAAAUUCUGAAUAUGUUUAUGCAUCAAAAGAUGAUUUCAAAGUCACUGUUCAUAACUAUACCGCUAAAGAUGCUACAGAAAAAAUUUAUGAUAACCCAUUUAGUAUUGUUGGUGGUAAAUUCCUUAAUGAAAUCAAAUGCGCUGACUCUACAAAAGAAUGCAAAGUUCAUAUAGUUACUAUUUACCCUCCAGCGAUUGAAUCAGGAGUUACCUGUUAUUCUAUUUUCACAACAAAGAAUAACCUUGAAUUCAAGAUGAAUAUGACACAUACCAACGACAAAAUUGAAUAUUUCGUUAUGACAUCGCACAGCAUCCAAGAGAAAGAGAUUGAGAUUAAGCUCGAUAAAGAAGGAGCAAAAUAUGGUCUUGGAAAUUCUGAUGAAAAACAAGAAUAUGAAAAACACCGCGGAAAAACAAUUGUAGCAGUCCCGGCAAGUGAAAAUAUUACAUUGGAUGGUACUGCAAUUGUGUCAGUAACAAUAAAGGAAGUUAAGGGUUCAUCAGAAGAUGUUUCAGAAUCAUUGUUCGAUAAAGACUUAUUUUACGAAAUUCCAGAAGGUGUAAAAACUGAGAAAGAAGUAAAAGAACAUUCUGGAAAUAGUAAUAUCGGUGCAAUUAAGGAUGAUAACAGCGGAGGUCUUAGCGGUGGAGCAAUUGCUGGCAUUGUAAUUGCAAUUGUCCUUGUCAUUGUAAUUGUCUGUGUUCUUGUUUGGUUCUUUGUCUUCAGGAAGAAAUCUGAUCAGAAAGAAUCAAGUUCAUCAAGUAAUUAA
Molecule: messenger RNA, 1668 nt
Organism: Trichomonas vaginalis G3
Lineage: Eukaryota; Parabasalia; Trichomonadida; Trichomonadidae
Product: glycoprotein 38 family
Exons: 1
Coding region: 1-1668 (555 amino acids)
Source: RefSeq, a predicted model, not a curated record